Chrysoperla carnea is the source of this 1498-nucleotide messenger RNA. It is a transcript of the gene Pc, whose product is annotated as polycomb group protein Pc. The coding region runs from base 206 to 1498 and encodes 430 amino acids. Lineage: Eukaryota; Metazoa; Arthropoda; Insecta; Neuroptera; Chrysopidae. The transcript is spliced from 3 exons. The record is from RefSeq and is a predicted model, not a curated record.
CCAGUUACUAGAGUUGCGUCUAGAUGGACGGAAUUCUCUUAUGUGUUAUACCGAAAUAUCGGUUUUGCGUACCAUUUAUUUGGUGCAUAAAUUCUUAUGUAAAAUCAUGUAUUUGUUAAUAUUACAAGUGUAUUAAAAUUCAAUAUUCAAAUCUGUAUUAUAAUUGUACAAAACUAAAGUGUGAUUUUUAAUAUAAAUAUCCAACAUGGAGUCGAAUAUGGAUCGUGUAUAUGCUGCAGAAAAGAUUAUGAAGAAAAGGGCGAAACGAGGCAAAGUGGAGUAUUUUGUAAAAUGGAAGGGUUGGAGUUAUCGACAUAGUACUUGGGAACCAGAGGAGAAUAUUUUAGAUUUACGAUUAAUUGAUAUUUAUGAGCAAAGUCAAAGGGCAGAUCGACCUCCAGCAAAAAGGGGCCCAAAGAAGAAAGAACGGCCACCUGUACAGAUUAAGGUAGAGGAAGAUCAAGUAGAAGAAGAUUCGUCUCAGGAUGAACCGUUAAUAAAGAGUACUAAAAGCGCAAAUGUCUCUCAAGCGGAAUCUACUGUUAAACCUGAAGACGAAGAUACAAGUCAAGAGUCUGUUGAUGAAAAACCAGAAUUAACAGAUACGAGAGAUGAUGAAAAUAGUAAUAGUGGAAGUAGUGACGAUGAACAACCUAUUGUUCGACGAAUAGAACCUGCAGGUACUAAACGUAAAGCAGAAGUAUUAUCCAAAGAAUCUGGUAAAAUUGGUGUAACAAUAACUACCAGUAGUCCUAGCGGAACACACAGUCCACCACCGAAUAAAAUUCCUCGAUUAAUUCCAGUCAAACAGUCACCCAUAUCAUCACCUACAUCACCGACAUUUAAUCAACGAGUCAAUGGUCGAAGGCCUUCUUCAUCAAGUUCUCGGUCAGCGUCAGAAAGAGAACCAACUGAAGAGGCCAGUGAAGCAGUUCCAGCAGCAUCUCCUCCUGCAGUUUUAACAGCUACAGCUCCUCGCUCUAAUAGUGACAAACGAUCAGUGAGUUCACCGGCAGCAUUACCGUUGCCUUCCGCAACAAAAGCUGAUUCUGAAUCACUUCAACAAAACGUACCUAAAAGUCCAGUAUCAACAGAAACACCUGAUAAUGCUAAAUCCAGGUUAACUGAAACAAAUGGGCAUACAGAUAAACCUAUUGAUGAAAAGAGUAACAGUGUAAACAGUGUUAGUAAAUUAACUGCUUCCAGUGAAAAACUUCCGAUAAACGGACAUCAUGUAGUAUGUAAUAAUAAUAACAAUAAUAAUAAUAAUAAUACAGUGGUAAGUGAGGAUAAGGAUCCGCCGAGUCCUCCAACAAUUGUGAAUCAUAUGUUAACAAGUCCUGGUUCAGAUUAUUGGUUGGCUAGAAAUCCAGUAGCUGAUCAAGUAUUUAUUACAGAUGUGACUGUAAAUACAGAAACAGUUACAAUUAGAGAAUGUAAAACUGAAAAAGGAUUUUUUCGUGAUCGCACUGACUUGACAAAAAAUAGUGAUAUAUGA